CGCUCGCGCCGCAGUCGGGCCGCAGCCUUGGUAGCGGAGGGGUCCGGGUAAGCGGGAGGAAGAGUGAGGGGAGAGCGAGGAGAAGGAAGAGGGCGCAGGCGGUGACGGCGCUGCCGUCCAGCCGACCGUGGGGUGAGGAACCCGCGCGGAGGAGCGGCGGUGGGCACUGAGGUUUGAAGUAUUGAAGCAUGCUUUCCACUGGGACUUACACUACCAUUUGUGAUACAGAAUGUCUCUAAGUGAGAAGAACAGUGUGGUUUUUGCGUAUGAAUCCUCAGUACACAGUACCAAUGUACUUCUCAGUCUUGAUGAUCAGAGAAAGCAAGAUAUUCUUUGUGAUGUUACUAUUUUAGUGGAAGAUCAGCGAUUUCGAGCUCACAAAGCUGUGCUUGCAGCUUGCAGCAGCUACUUCCUUUCAAGAGUUGUGGGCCAGGUGGAUGCUGAUCUUAUCAUCACUUUACCGGAAGAGGUAACACUUAAAGGAUUUAGUCCUUUGCUUCAGUUUGCAUACACAGCUAAACUUAUUUUAAAUAAAGACAAUGUGUCUGAAGUUUGCAAGUGUGCAGAGUUUUUGGGUGUACACAACAUUGAAGAGUCUUGCUUUCAGUUUCUCAAAUUUAAAUUUUUGGACUUUAAAUCGGAUCAGCAGGAAUGUUCUAGGAAGAAGUGUUGUACACAGCAUUGUCGGAAAACAAACCCUCAAAUUGGCAAUGUGGAUGAUGGAGACGUAGAACUAGAUGAUGAAGCAGAAGAACUUUUAGAAAAGGAGUAUAUUCAGACUCCUGACACAAAGCUGUGUAAAGGUGAAGAAAAUGCUAAAUUGUCACCUGCUCUCCAAGAUAAUGCCAAUCAAACUUGUGAUCCUGCACAUUUAGAGAGGGGUAGUAUUUCUGGCUUAUCUUCCCAAUGCCCAAAGUAUAGGAAAUUCCAGAAAGCUUUUGGAAAUGACAAAGUUCAUACUGCAGAGUCCAAUUCCAGUAUUAAAGACAUUCAAGUGCCACCAAUUGCAGUUUUUCUUGAGAAGGAAAUACCUGAUAAUGAUGGUGUACAAAAAGCUCAGGAAUGUGUACCUAUGCAGCUGGUCUCAAAAUGUGAAGAGACUCUGGUGAAAAUGGAAGAAGUGGAGGAAGGCAUUGAGAAAAAAGAAGAGCCAAAGAGAGAUUCUGCAACUCGGAAUGUGUCUUGUCCUGUGGAGAAAAUGGAUCUUGCUCCUUUCCCACAAAACUCUGCUGUACCUCAUGGACUCAAUUCUGUCUCUUUUUUAAAUACUUGUGAGCAAUAUGGUAACUUAAAUUUCAGUAGUAUGCAAAGCACCACAGGCUUAGCUGAAAAAACUGUAUCGGGUACUGGAGUUGGGAAUGACAAAAUUGAAAGUCAAGAUAACACACCUUCAAAGGUUGAUUUGUGCACUAGGGAAGCCACUAGCAUUACAUCAGCUGGUGAUCGAAGCAGUGUGGAGAGAGAGGUAGCAGAACAUCUAGCACAAGGAUUCUGGAGUGAUAUUUACAGCACAGAAGCCUGUCAAAUACAUUUACCACCAGCGGUUUCAAAAGAGAGCAUGGAGCCGGUAUAUUCAGGGAAAAAAACAGAGUGUCCGUGGCUUGGUAUCAGGAUCAGUGAAAGCCCUGAUGAACCUUGUUCUCAACGAACUUUCACAACGUUAAAUUCUGUCAAUUGCCCCUUUAUAAGCAACCUUAGUACUGAAGGAUGCUCCAACAGCUCUGAAAUAAGCAGUGGAGAUUAUGUUCAGGGACAGCAACAAGAACAGUGUCCCUAUAAUUAUGUGAUAAGUUUGGGAGAGGAGUCGGAAACUGACACUGAGGGAGACAGUGAAUCCUGUUCAGCAAGAGAACAAGAAUGUGAGGUAAAACUCCCAUUUAAUGCACAAAGGAUUAUCUCUCUCUCCAGGAAUGACUUCCAGUCAUUUCUGAAAAUGCACAAAUUGACUCCUGAACAAUUGGACUGUAUUCAUGAUAUCCGAAGACGAAGUAAAAAUAGAAUUGCGGCACAGCGAUGUCGUAAGAGAAAACUUGACUGCAUACAAAACCUUGAAUCUGAAAUUGAAAAACUGCAAAAUGAGAAGGAGAACUUGCUGAAGGAAAGAAAUCACAUUUUGUCAACUCUGGGUGAGACAAAGCAGAAUCUAACCGGACUUUGCCAGCAGGUGUGUAAGGAAGCAGCCUUGAGUCACGAGCAAAUACAGAUACUUGCAAAAUAUUCUUCCUCAGAUUGUCCACUUGCAUUUUUAUUUCUGGAGAGAGAACGAACAGCUCCAUCUGAUAGUGAACUCGUGACACCAGCAAGUGUAGAAUUAGCAGAUGGUCUUUCAGGUGUUACACCCACAAAUGAGCAGAGUGCUUGUUAUCAGCGUGUGAAGAGUGUGUGCGAUGCAACGUACAAUCAAGUACAAGAACUGCAUCCAGUUUCUGUGAGAACAUUAGAGAAGACUUCGCAUGUGGAACAGUGUGGACAAACCAGUGGUAUCACAGACUUCUGUCAGCAAAUGACUGACAAAUGCACUACAGAUGAGUGAAUCUAUUCUGUUCCUCUUGCCAGCCUCAACAUUGCAACUAAAAGUGAGAUUGAGCAUUAUUUUAAAGUAACUUACUAAGUGAAAGAAAAGAUGAAACUUUAUCUUUUGAAACUACAUUAUUGAUUACAUGGUCAUUAAAUUACUUAGCAAGCUUUGGGCUUGCUCUGUCUAGAUCUAGAGUGUAAUUGGUAUGUGUCAGCCUUGGAGCUGUUUCUGUGUGGUGAUGCCAAAGAGUUCAGUAAAGUUAUUGGAAAGUAUAAGCUCUGUGCGCAGAUGUUUAUUUGCGAGGAAGCUUUCAUUCAGGUAUAGAGCAGCCUUCACUCUGAUUUAUGCCACAGUACCUAAUGCCACUCUGCAUCUCAAAAAAGCCUCCCAGCGGGUGUUUAUGCACACUGAUUACUAUACCUGGAAUUCUUAUCUCUUUAAGAUUUGUCCUGGUAGACAACCUUAAGAAGCAUAUAUAGCUCUGUAAAUAUUUGUUUUGUAGAUGGAUUUGGAUAGCAUGACAGUAUGAGGAGUUUCUGGCAAGUGUGCUCUGGAACAGCUCAUUGCUUCCUGCUGUUCCCAUCCCUGUACCAGAGUCAGCUUUUACUGAAUAUAUGCCUUUGUCUUAGCUGUUCAGUACGUAGUUAAGACAACUGGAACAGCGGAGGUGCUGCAGCCUACUGCUCUCCUCUCUAAUUUUUUGGGGAGGAAUAUUGAUGUACUGGGAAAGGCAGAAGUUUGAAAUUGAUGUAAUUCUUUGAUUAGUGUGCAUUGGAUCCUCUGGCAUCUGAGUCCUAUGUGCUUGUUAAAAUUCAUUGUUGUCUUGUGACUUGCUGUCCUAGCACCUUCGAGCUUGCUGCCGUUUGUGAUAAGUUGGAAUUAAAGUAUUGAGCAAGUAAGGUAUUCAGGCACCAAAUUCUUUGACUUCAGUGUCUAAUUGCCUAACAUAAUCUAGAAAUGUGUUUGUUCUCUGAUCACUGGGACCAGGAAAGAGCUAUUUCAGAAUUUUACUCUUCAGGUUACUUUUAUGGCUAAACCUGUAGUACUUUUUGAAUGGCUUGUGCUAUAAGUAUAAACAUACGGGAAGUAUAAUAAGGAAAUGAGCUGGAGGGAUUUUAUUUACUUUGUGAAGGAAUAAUUCAGCCAUAAAUUAUUUAGGUUUUACCUGGCAGUAGAUUCAUAUUGUAUACUAAUGAUGCUUUGUUAUAUUGUUCUUAUUCUCGCACCAAGAACUAAAUAUUGAACCUCACCACAGAAAACUUUGGGUUUGCUGGUUUACAAAAUAUGAAGAAUCUUGUACAAGUCAGUGGAAUUCUUUGUUUCCUACCUCAGAAUGUAUAUUAGCUUUUUGUCUUUUGCGUGCAUGUACAGUAGGCAGCAAUUAAGCAAGGGACUGUUGUAAAUACUACUUUGCAGUUUUAUCUUGCAGUGAGACAAACCUGUUCUUGACAAGGCUCCCCCUUCCCAAUAACAUAGCAUUAAUAAAUAUAUUAAAACUAUUAAGCCACUUAUUUAAAACAAAAAAGAAAAAUUUGACAGAGUUCAACAGUACUUCUCAUAACCAGCAUGUAAUACAAGUGACUACACUACCUCACCUGUGGGUUUGAAAGUUGAUUCAAAUCUCUAGUGAUAUCCUUGGAUUUUCGUCAUAUGUCAUUACUUUUUUAAGGGGAAAACUUAUGUUAAUGGAGCAUAGAUUUUUAUAAAUCACAGUGCUUGCAGUAAUUAAAAUUCAGAAAUACCUACUAUAUGGCAGACAUGUGAGUUCUCUUGCUUUGGAAAUAUUUUCAGAAAAUUGAAUUGAAAUUCUUUUAAAUGAUUAUCACUUAUAUAUAUUGAUCCUGUAUAUGUAUUACUCAUGGAGCUCUCUGGGUUUUCUCCUCCAGCAUCUGUAUAUGCCUGGUGAAUUUAAUCUUGCCUUCUUCCUGUGCUGCCACCCUGAGCGGUGUUUUGCUCUAAAGUCUCCAUUUUAUUUAAAAAAGCAAACCAACAAAUAUUAAAAACAAAGCAGAAAACCCCAGACCUCUCUGCUGUGCAUACAUAAUGCCACUUUUAAAGCUGGUGAUAUUCUGAAAUGACGUGGAUAAUGGCAUUAAAGCAUUGUCCUAACAGUACACAUAUUCUGGAAUGGAAUUCCUUGGGUUAAAUGUUUUGUUAUAAAGGGGUAGAACAUAUAUGUAGAGAAUGACUGUCUGAGAGCUUAAACAUACUUGGCUAUGGACAUUGAAAAACAAGGUCAGUGAUAAGAGUUCAGAGGCUGGAAUAUCCACCAAAGAGUUGUGCUCCACUGCUGUAGUCGGGUGUUCAGCCAGGGUGUGAGUUCCAUCCAGGAAACAGUGUGGGGCUUCCAGUACAGAAAUCAUGGAUGUCAUGGAUAUAUGAUAAAACUGAUGUCAUAUUUUUAAACCUGUGAUGAACCUAAUGAAGUUUGAGGGUAGGAUUUUGCCUAACCAGCUCUGUCUAAAUAUUUUUUAAAAUAUUUAUUUAAUACAGUAGACCUACAAGUUGCAUGUUGACUUCUAUAGCCUAUAUCGUCAACUUGGAAAAGUUAAGAAUGAAUGACAAUUUUAUGAUACAGAAUUCUCAGGUAAAUCUUUUGGAGUUUGCUUUGGUUUUGGUUGGUUUUUUUUUAGUAAAGAAAUAAUCAAUUUUGAAAUUGUAAAAUACUUUGUUAAAGCAUGUUUUAAAAUACUUUGGACAGACUAUCUUAAAGCCAUAAGAGUAGGAUGGCAUACAGAUUGUAAAAUAAACAGAUAAUUACAACAGUUGAUUUUGUAUCUUUCAUAAUUCAGUAUUUUCUAAGACUACAAUAAAAAACACUGUCCUUUCUACAAAGGCUUUUCCUUUUUUUUUUUUUUUUGUACAAAUCUUUUGCUGUGCAAUUCUUUACUGGUACAUUAUUUGCUUACAAAGUACUACUAAAACAUUUCUGAAAACAGUAGCAUAGUAGUGUAUUCAUGAACUUCUAAACUAUAUAAUACAGUAGCAAAUAUUUCUGAGUUGGAAUAA
This is a messenger RNA of Cuculus canorus (common cuckoo), 5527 nucleotides long. It is a transcript of the gene BACH1, whose product is annotated as BTB domain and CNC homolog 1. The record is from RefSeq and is a predicted model, not a curated record. Gene Ontology annotation, biological process: regulation of transcription by RNA polymerase II. The transcript is spliced from 5 exons. Lineage: Eukaryota; Metazoa; Chordata; Aves; Cuculiformes; Cuculidae. Gene Ontology annotation, molecular function: DNA-binding transcription factor activity, RNA polymerase II-specific; protein binding; RNA polymerase II cis-regulatory region sequence-specific DNA binding. The coding region runs from base 230 to 2533 and encodes 767 amino acids.